Abrus precatorius (Indian licorice) is the source of this 2470-nucleotide messenger RNA. Its product is annotated as B3 domain-containing transcription factor VRN1-like. NCBI's taxonomy places the organism in Eukaryota, Viridiplantae, Streptophyta, Magnoliopsida, Fabales, Fabaceae. The record is from RefSeq and is a predicted model, not a curated record. The coding region runs from base 565 to 1845 and encodes 426 amino acids. Gene Ontology annotation, molecular function: DNA binding. The transcript is spliced from 4 exons.
AAUGCGCUUUCCAUUGAUGAGAUUUCUUGGUUGGGAAAUGCAUUGUCGUUUUAUUCUUUUAUAGGGAGGGCUUCAAAUGGAGGUGUCGUGGGCAUGUAUUGGUUCCUACAAAUGGGAAUGUGCAUAACUACAAUUACAGAACCAAACACAACCAAUAACACUCACUGUCCUGUUUCAAUAACAUAGUGACCAAACAAAAGUUCUAGAAUUGGAAUCAGAAAGUAACUUGCAAAAUCAAAACUGGGAAAGGAAAGGAAAGGGAAAAGCCUUUGAGUUUGAGGUGACUCACCGAGUCGUGAACUCGUUGGCAUUUUAAUAAGAUUUUUGUUUAGGUCACGCUGAGGUUUUUCUUUUUGGGUUUUUGUUUUUUUUAAGGUUUUAAAAACCAUUGUUUGACUCAAAAAGCAGACAAGAGUGGGGACUGGAGAUUAGGGAGUGAUGGCGAAUUAGAUCUGAAAGGUGAAGAAAUUCGAGUAGGUUGAAGGCAAAGUUUUCAACUUUGAAUCAAAGGGACGUCAAAUGCUUUAAGGCUUUGGUUUUUCUGGCUUCCGACAUAGUCAGAAAAUGCCGCACCCUUCUUUCCACAAGCUUGUUCUACCCUCCUCCUCCUCUGUCCAAACCAGACAACUGAGGCUUCCAGAUAAUUUUAUGAGGAAAUAUGGGGGUGAGCUUUCUCCAAUUGUUACCCUCUCCGUUCCUGAUGGUAGUAUCUGGCGUGUAGGAUUGAAAAAGGCUGACAACAAAUUUUGGUUUCUUGAUGGUUGGCAAGAAUUUGUUCAACGCUAUUCCAUUGGUGUUGGAUACUUGUUGGUUUUCAGAUUCGAAGGAAAGUCAUCUUUCAAUGUCCAUAUUUUCAAUUUAGCUACUUCUGAGAUAAGCUAUCAAUCAGCCGCACGAAGCAGUACAAAUCGUCUUAAAAUUUUUGAGGAAAUGGAAGAUGAAGAUUCCAUUGAAAUCUUAGAUUCAUCAUCUUCCCACCUUACUCCUGGCUCGUUGCAAAAUAAAGCUUUUGCUGGAUCAGUAGAUAAAAUGACUCCUGGAAAGUGUUAUACACCUCCAGCAUUGCAGAAUCUGUUUAAUGGGUCUAAACUCAAUAACGUAAACUGGGGAGAGGGUGGGAAUGCACAUUCUUCAAAACCUGCCAAUUCAAUAGACAAACAGUUGACCAGAGAUAUAGGAGUUCAAUUUAAUGCAGUUGAGUUUAAAAGAUCUACUGAAGAAUUGAAAUUGCGUGCUUCUAUCGAGGAAAGGAUUAAAAGAACUGCAAGAAAGAAGCGGAAAUCAGAUGGCCAGGAACCCUCUUCUGCUGAACACGAAGAGGAGGUGGAAAUGCGCUUCAGAUUUUAUGAAAGUGCUUCUGCAAGAAAAAGAACUGUGACAGCAGAAGAAAGGGAAAAGGCCAUCAAUGCAGCAAAAGCAUUUGAACCAUCGAACCCUUUCUGUCGGGUUGUCCUGCGGCCCUCCUAUUUAUAUAGGGGAUGCAUAAUGUAUUUGCCAUCCUGCUUUGCAGAAAAGCAUUUGAAUGGAGUUUCGGGAUUCAUUAAACUUCAGAUAUCCGAUGGGAGACAGUGGCCGGUUCGCUGCCUUUAUAGAGGAGGUAGAGCUAAGUUAAGCCAAGGGUGGUUUGAAUUUUCAUUAGAGAACAAUUUAGGAGAAGGUGAUGUUUGUGUGUUUGAGCUGCUUAGAAUGAAAGAGGUAGUGUUGCAAGUUACUAUUUUUCGAGUCACUGAGGAUGUGGGGUUGUUGAGCCCUCCUUUGCAGCAGAACCAGAAUGUGAGUUCAGCUAAACUGUUGAACACUCCCUUGCAGCAUCAACUCACUCCAACUAAAGUGGUUAGAAAUUAGCAGCGGGUUUGUUCAUGAUAGCUCAAUGUAUCAAGUAACCCUUUACUUCUGUGUGGAACUUAGAUGCUUUUUAUGUCCAACAUUUCAGGGUGACUUAAGUGGAACAUAGUUAUUAUAGUUUUUGAUACUUUCUUUUUUCCUUAUCUUCCUUCUUUUUUGACUCGGGUUGUAAAUAGAUUGUUCAAUCUAAGCUGAUUAGGAACCGAGUCAAUGCUUGUCCUAUUGCUGUUUAUCUUAGUUUUAUUUUUAUUUUUCAAAUUUGAAGUUAAGUUUUAUAGCUUCUCCUGCAUGCAUGGCUUGAUUCACUGUUUUUGUUGAUGGCUGGAAAUAAGUUGUCUUUCGCCCCUUUUACUUUUUCUUUUUUCUUUUUGGUUUUUCUUGUGAAGUCCAUCAUGAACCUCUUUUUAAGGGAGAAAAAACCUCUUAGGAUGCUAUUAAUGAAAAUUAGUAAUGCAAAUUAAACAUACUAACGAACUUGUUAAUUGUAUGAUUGAUGUUUUAACAAUUGUAAAUAGCGGGACCGUACUAAACCACAAUAUGUUGGUGGGUGCCUUAAAAUAUGUUCACUGGCAUUUUUCAUGGAACUAACGGAUAUGUUUAUAAGUGAAAAAUCUAAUUAAUGUCA